Molecule: messenger RNA, 2865 nt
Organism: Histoplasma mississippiense
Lineage: Eukaryota; Fungi; Ascomycota; Eurotiomycetes; Onygenales; Ajellomycetaceae
Exons: 2
Coding region: 1-2865 (954 amino acids)
Molecular function (GO): catalytic activity
Source: RefSeq, a predicted model, not a curated record
AUGAGGGACACACUAAACCUCCUACAAUAUAACGUGCACAACUCUGCGAGAGAUAUGGUCAAUGUGUAUGCACCUCCUCCAGGGGGCUACAGCAGUGAACCGGAGGAAUCCCCCAUAGGCCAGCUGCAGGAGGUAGCCGGAAUGGGCACAGAUGCAGAGCUGGUCAUAUUAGGAGAUCUUAAUGUCCACCAUGAGAGGUGGGGAGGGGUGAGAGUGGAGAGAAACUUCCGCAUGGCAUGGCAGCUAAUAGCACAGGUGGAUAGGCUGGGUCUCCAGCUUGCCACACCUGUAGGAGCUACCACAUGGCAGGACAGAGGCAGCCCAGGAACGACUAUAGACCUCACCUUUCUAUCACCACUCCUGCACGACAAGCUCAGGAGGUGUGCAAUAGCGGAGGAGGCAUGCAAAGGAUCUGACCAUAAGCCCAUAGAAACAACACUGGAACUCACACCCAUCCCAAAGGAGGCUGAGAGACGAAACUGGAAGAAUGCGGAGCCUGAGGAGGUAGCAAGGGACUGCCAAAAGCUAUAUGUGCCACAAAGCCUGGACUCCAGGCAAGCAGUCAAGGAGUAUGCAGACUACCUGGUAGGAUUUGUAGGGACAUUAGCGGACAAACACGCCACCGUAAGUAAGGCUGGGUUAAAAUCCAAGACAUGGUGGUCACCGAGGGUGGCCAAGGCAGUGGAGGAGUACAAGCAGGCUAGGAGGUCCCAGCUCCCAGAAAUGGAGCGGCUCAGGGCACGCUGCAAGCGCAACAGAGAAAUCCACUUGGCUAAGACAGCAAACUUCAGAGAUCUGGUUGACAGGACCCGUGAUGACCCCAGAUUGAUGUGGGGACUAGCAAAAUGGGGCAAGGAAAGAAGCCAUCUGCCCCCACAGGCACCUACUGUCCCCCCCCUGAGAACAGGGGAAGGGGCUGACGCGACGGUAGAAACCUCUUUUGAGGGGAAGGCUGAGGCAUUACGACAACGGUUCUUCCCACAGCCAGAGCCCGCCGACUUAAGUGACACCAAUAUGGAGCUGCUGCAAGCUGAAAGGGAAGCGUCAAAUGACACCAUCAGUGUGGAGGACAUGGAAAGCCUGAUCCAGAGACUGCCAAACAGGAAGGCACCAGGGAGGAGUGGGAUCACCAACGAGUUCCUUAAGAUGCUGGGCAGAACAUUUGUGGAGGCCAUAACAGCUCUCACCAAUGCAUGCUGGCAUUGGGAGACUUACCCAGACACGUUUAAGGAAGCCAAGACAGUGGCCUUGCGCAAGCCAGGGAAGGCUGACUACCAGACUGCAGGAGCGUGGAGACCCAUUGCCUUGCUGGACACAAUAGGGAAGAUUGUGGAGGCAGCAACUGCAAAACGCCUGCGGAAGAUCGCGGAGGACCACAACCUGCUACCCUCACAGCAAAUGGGGGCAAGAAGGGGCAGGUCCACUGAAACAGCCAUAGCACAACUUCUAGCCCAGAUAAGGACAGUGUGGCAGCACCCAGGACAGGUGGCAUCGGUACUCUCCCUAGACAUGACAGGGGCCUAUGACAAGGUGCUGCGGGAGCGAAUGGUUCACAUCCUCCGGCGACUGGGCAUCCCCAGGGACCUGGUGGGAUGGGUUGCGUCCUUCAUGACCAACAGGAAAUCCACAAUUGCCUUUGAGGGCCAGGAAUCAGACACCUUUGACAUCCCAGCAGGCAUCCCGCAGGGGUCACCCCUAUCACCUAUACUAUUCCUAUUCUACAAUGAGGAACUGGUGCGCAUCUGCUCAAGACCGGGGCGCCCGGUGGUGUGCAUAGCCUUUGUAGACGAUGUCAACGUGAUGGCCUAUGGCCAGUCCACUGAGGACAACUGCAGGGAGCUCCUGCGCAUGCAUCGGGCAUGCGAGGAGUGGGCAGCACGGCACGGGGCGGUCUUUGCCCCCCAGAAGUAUGAGCUAAUGCACUUCACACGGGCGCGCAACCAAUUCAACCUACAGGCUGAGCUGAGACUGCCAGGACAAACUAUACAACCGAAACAGGUGAUGAGGGUAUUGGGUGUAUGGUUAGACUCUAGGCUGAGAUGGAAGGGCCACCUGGACGCGGUGGCAGGCAAGAUGAAGACUCAAGUCAGAGCACUGUCCCAAACCACCCAAUCCACAUGGGGGCUCCCACUACGACAAGCGAGAAUGGUGUAUAACAUGGUCAUCAGGCCGGCCCUGACCUAUGGAGCAAUAGCAUGGCACCAGCCACAGGGGCAGGGGGGCACGGGUCCAGCUAAGUCAGGACUGGCCCUCAAGCUGACCACAGUGCAGAACUCCUGCCUCAGAAUAGUGGCAGGGGCAUACAAAAGAACCCCAACAAGCACACUGGAAGCGGAAACCCACACAGUACCCUUAGACAUCCACCUGGAUGGGCUAGUGGCAAAGGCGGUCAACAGGAUGAAGGCCUCAGGAAUGGCGCAACAAAUUGAGAAUGCGUGUGCGGCCAUAAGGACCAGGCUUCGGCACCGGGGGGUGACAAGGGGGGCACAGAGACACAUGGGAGCUGUGGUUCACCCGGCAGCCCUGCCAGUGGACUGGGAACAGCAAUGGAUUCAGGGUGCUAAGGCCACAGCAGAGAUGACACCGGAACAACGAGCCAACCUGGACCAAGCCUCAUAUAAUCACUGGCUGAAGCGCGAGCAGCUCUGGAGGUGGGUGCAGAGGUGGAAAAGACGUGAGCCCCCCUGGGGGGAGCGGCAUGGCCGGCCUCCAGACAAGAAAAUUCUGAAGUGGCACACCGGCCUGCGCAAGGCUCGCAGCACUAUCAUCAUCCAAUUGAGGUCAGGUAAAACCGGACUGGCAGCUUUCCUAAACCGGUGUAAGGUACCUGAAUUCCCCACCCCACGGUGCCUCUGUGGGGUAUGA